AUGGCGUCACUCCGUUGUGGAACCGUCCUCUGCGUAGUCUGCUUGGAGAAGCCCAAGUACCACUGCGCGGCCUGCCGCGGCCCCUACUGUUCCGUGACCUGCUUUGGGAAGCACAAAGAACAGUGCAACCCUGAAACUCACCCCACAAGGCAAAAAAGAAAUUCGUCCUUUCCUACAAAAACCACAAAGCCUGUGGCAAACCAAGACGAUGAGUCAUUGGUAGCCGGUUUUCUCAAUAGUGAUGAGGAGGAGGACAGAGUUUCCCUGCAGAAUUUAAAGAAUCUGGGGGACUCCACGCCACUGAGGAGCUUACUGCUGAACCUGCACCUACGACAGUUGAUGGUCAGCCUUGACCAGGGAGACGACAAAGCAAAGCUCAUGAGAGAGCUUAUAUGCAAGAGCCCUUGUUUGUGGAGUUCGCAGACUGCUGUUUAAGGGCCGUGGAACCGGCCCGCAUGAGGAUUAA
Echinops telfairi (small Madagascar hedgehog) is the source of this 466-nucleotide messenger RNA. Its product is annotated as zinc finger HIT domain-containing protein 3-like. Gene Ontology annotation, molecular function: protein binding. The transcript has a single exon. NCBI's taxonomy places the organism in Eukaryota, Metazoa, Chordata, Mammalia, Afrosoricida, Tenrecidae. Bases 1 to 435 code for a protein of 144 amino acids. The record is from RefSeq and is a predicted model, not a curated record. Gene Ontology annotation, cellular component: nucleus; pre-snoRNP complex. Gene Ontology annotation, biological process: maturation of LSU-rRNA from tricistronic rRNA transcript (SSU-rRNA, 5.8S rRNA, LSU-rRNA); box C/D snoRNP assembly; snoRNA localization.